AUGGAUUCUGCGCGAGAGAGCUCUGAAGGCGAGGAAGGAGAGGAGGAGGAAGAUGAUGAUCGAGCGAAACGAAAGGCCGAGGCGGCGAGUGUUGAUUCAGAUGAUGAGCCGUUGGCGAAGCGGACAAAGUUUGUGGAUGCGAUGGAGGAUACGAAUGAGCAGCAUGAGGAGGGGCAGAAGCAGGAGGGCGAGGUGAAGGUCGAGGGGGGUGAGGUGAAGGAGGAGGAAGGGGAAGGUAACAAUGACGACGAGGAAGAAAAGGAGGGUGAGGAGGAUAAAGAGAAGAAGGAUGAUGAUGAUGAUGGUGAUGGAGAUGAGGAAGAGGAGGUCGCUGCACGGUUCACGUCAAACUCGUUUGUGUAUGACGGCGUGCUGUACGAGAACAAAGUGCGGACAGCAGUUAUCGAAGAGCGCGACGGUCUGAUUGAAUUCCGAGUGGUGAACAACGACAACAGCCGCGAGAACCUGAUGAUCCUAACCGGCCUGAAGAACAUUUUCCAAAAGCAGCUGCCAAAGAUGCCGCGGGAGUACAUCGCGCGCCUGGUGUACGACCGCAGUCAUCUGUCGAUUGCGAUCGUCAAGAAGCCGCUGACGGUCGUGGGCGGGAUCACGUACCGGCCGUUUGCAUCGCGCAAGUUUGCAGAGAUUGUGUUCUGCGCGAUUGCGAGCUCGGAGCAGGUGAAGGGGUACGGCGCGCAUUUGAUGAAUCAUCUGAAGGAUUAUGUGAAGGCGACGUCGCCGAUCAUGUAUUUUCUGACGUAUGCGGAUAAUUAUGCGAUUGGGUAUUUCAAAAAGCAGGGGUUUACAAAGGAGAUUUCACUUGAGCGGUCGAUUUGGAUGGGGUAUAUCAAAGACUACGAAGGCGGCACGCUGAUGCAGUGCACGAUGCUGCCGCGGAUUAGAUAUCUGGACUCGUCCACGAUCCUACUGCGGCAGAAGGCGGCGAUCAUGUCAAAGAUCAAGCAGAUCUCAAAGUCGCAUGUGAUCCGGCCGGGCCUAGCUAUAUUCAAGGAGGGCAACAAGCCCGCGCAGCUGCUGGAUCCGAUGGAGAUCCCGGGGCUGAAGGAGGCCGGGUGGACGCCGGAGAUGGACGAGCUUGCGCGGCAGCCGAAGCGGGGUCCGCAUUUUGCGGUGAUGCAGCACUUGCUGAACGAGAUGAUGAACCAUCCGUCGGCGUGGCCGUUUGCGCAGCCGGUGAAUAAGGACGAGGUUGCGGAUUACUACACGAUUAUCCAAGAGCCGAUGGAUCUGUCGACGAUGGAGCAGCGGCUGGAGUCGGACGCGUACCAGACGAUGGAGGAUUUUCUGUACGAUGCGCGGUUGAUAUAUAACAACUGCCGGUCGUAUAACAACGAGACGACGACGUAUUAUAAGAACGCGACGAAGCUGGAGAAGUUCAUGAACCAGCGGCUGCGGGAGAUUCCCGAGUACGCGCAUCUGGUGGAUUGA
Myxozyma melibiosi is the source of this 1449-nucleotide messenger RNA. RefSeq lists its product as uncharacterized. Gene Ontology annotation, biological process: chromatin remodeling; positive regulation of transcription by RNA polymerase II. Gene Ontology annotation, cellular component: histone acetyltransferase complex. The transcript has 3 exons. Gene Ontology annotation, molecular function: protein binding; histone H3 acetyltransferase activity. The coding region runs from base 1 to 1449 and encodes 482 amino acids. The record is from RefSeq and is a predicted model, not a curated record. Lineage: Eukaryota; Fungi; Ascomycota; Lipomycetes; Lipomycetales; Lipomycetaceae.